Molecule: messenger RNA, 732 nt
Organism: Scheffersomyces coipomensis
Lineage: Eukaryota; Fungi; Ascomycota; Pichiomycetes; Serinales; Debaryomycetaceae
Exons: 1
Coding region: 1-732 (243 amino acids)
Source: RefSeq, a predicted model, not a curated record
AUGCCACCAAGGAAAAAGAAGUCGAUAAGAUCUGAAGCCUAUUUAGAAGUUUCAGCUCAAGCUGAAGAGGAAAUACUAGAAGCUUACUCUAUCAUUCUUGGUGAAGAGGAACAAGAUUUUUAUCUCCACCAAUUAAUCGAGUUAUAUGAUUACUUAAAAAUACCAAGUUGUUUCACCGCUGAUUUCAAACGUUGCAUUGAUUAUUAUUAUGAGUUUAUUAGACCAAACACUGAGUUAGAGUUUGAUGCUACCAAUGUCAAGCAUUAUACAACUCUUAAUUUCAUUCAUGCUUUCACUAUAACGGGGAAAAUAAAUAAGCUUAAUAUGAUCAUUGAUAUCAUUGAUAUUGAUAAAUUGAUUCGGAAUUCAAAUCGAUUAUUAAAAUUCAGAGAUAAUUUCAAUCAUAUAUAUCAAAGUUGGGAAAUGUUUGUUACUGCUUCGACCAUCAGUGGUAGCAGUAGCGAAAUCAAUGAACAAUUCAUCCUCAAUUACAAACUUGGAAUGAAGGAACUUAAAAAGAUAAAGACAGAUUUACAAUUAGAUACAGAUAGGAAAACAGCAGCAGUUCUAGGGGAUUCAUUCUUAAUUGAUAUGUUAAGUCUACCUACUACCAAUGAAAGAGGUGAAAUUUUGAACUUUGAUUUCAAUAAGCCAAAAAUAGGACUCUGUGUUACAAUAAAGGAUUUUGCUGAAAUCCUUGGAAAUCUAGGUGAAUUAGAAUCAACCGAUUGA